Molecule: messenger RNA, 2385 nt
Organism: Epinephelus moara (kelp grouper)
Lineage: Eukaryota; Metazoa; Chordata; Actinopteri; Perciformes; Serranidae
Product: zinc finger protein 853
Biological process (GO): regulation of transcription by RNA polymerase II
Molecular function (GO): DNA-binding transcription factor activity; RNA polymerase II cis-regulatory region sequence-specific DNA binding
Source: RefSeq, a predicted model, not a curated record
GUUCUCAAGCAUCAUUAAGCAGUGCCGAAGGAGGAGGCGAGGGAGAGAAAGCAGUGGCAGGGAGAGAGAGGGCAGAAGUUGGAUGGCGCUUUCCUUUGUCACCGUGUCUUCGUGCCUGUGAUCAUCGAGCGAGCCUAUCUGCGAUCCGUGAAAUCACACCGUCUGUCGCCGUUUCACGUCCAAGCGACCCCACCGGAUUUCAUCCAAGAAACGGUCCGAACCUGUGGCCAAGAUGAUGGAGGAAUCGGUGUCCACGUUUGAGACGCAUCUGACGGCUGUCAUGGACAGUCUGAUCCGAGCCUCGGUGUGCGAGAUCACCAAACUCUUCCAGGACAUGGUGAACGACUACCUGGUGGAGCUGUCCCUCAACAGGAAGGAGAACGAGGCUCUCAAACAGCGGCUGAAGCUCACCGAGAACAAGCUGAGGACCGAGCGCAAGUACGGGAUGGGCUGGGCUGCCAACCGCCGCAACGCCGGGCUGGCGGCAGCGGAGGAGGGAGGUGGAGGAGGAGGGCGGCAGAAACGAAAAGUUGAGGUGGCCCGAGCUGUGGGGAUGGUAGCAGGAGCAGGAGGAAGAGGGGGGAAGGAGGCCAGGGAGAUGUACCUCAUCCAGUUCCCGGGGGAUGAAGAGGAUGAGGGAGGGAUGGUGGAGGACGAGGAAGGGGAGGGCAGCCUCAGCGGUGAGGGGGAGGAGACGGCCAACAUCAAAGAGGAGUUUGCACAAACAGAGGGCUAUCAACCUGCCUCUCUCCGACUAAUCAAGGAGGCUUUGAAGAUGGACCCACCCAACCAGAACUUCCACCCCGGCUCCAGAGCCCAAAGCGAAGGAGAUAUGUCAGAUCAUCCACCAACUCUUCAUUCAGGGGAUAGAGAGGACGAGGACUGGGAGGUGGGUUCAUCAGAGCCGUCGCAGGGGGGCAUGACCAUGGAUGAGCUGAGGGGUCUGGAGUCCGCACUGAGGGCUGAAAGAGGGCGUGAAAAGGCUGCCAUGACGGCGCCUCAUCCUGUCAGUCCUGGCUCAGUAGUGGUGCGAGGCAGCGAGAGCAGCCUGGCCCCCAAGUACAUUGGUCUUGAUGGAAUGGAGCAGGACGAAGAGCUGGAGCCACCCACCCUGCAGAGAGAGGAGCAGAUAGGGCAGGGCAGGUUGAAGGACGCAGUGAGGGCCGGAGUGGAGCUGAGGUUAGGCUGGUCGAAGAAGUUGAGGGAGGGCGACUCGGCUGCGGGCAUGACUGGAGAGGAUGCGGUGGAGCAGGGAGAGUCGGAGCACCUGCCCCACCUGUCUGCUCCGGGGAGUGUCGGGGAGAGUGGAGGGGAAGAGGAGGGUGGUGGGGACCUGCUCCACUUCUGCCCACAGUGUGGAGGAGGCUUCACCUCAGAGGCUGAGCUGGAGGAGCACCCCUGUCCACUCGGAGGCUCUCAUUUACAGGGCAGCGAGGAGGAUGGUCUUUUCCCUUGUGCCCACUGUGGCAACACGUUCAGCCACGCCUGGGCUCUUAAGAACCACGAGUGCGCCUGUGCUGCUGAACGGCCACACUGCUGCGAGAUCUGCGGGAAACGCUUCACGCACUCGCGCUCACUGGAACGGCAUCACCUGGUGCACACAGGCGAGAGGCCGCACCGGUGCCCUCAGUGCGGACGCAGCUUCAGUCGCCUGGGCAAUUUGGAACGGCACCAGCGGAUUCACACAGGCGAACGCCCAUACGGGUGCGAUGCGUGUGGAAAGCGUUUCAGUCGCGUGGAGUACUUGAAGAGACACCAACUCAUACACAACGUGAAAAGGCGACACUCCAGUGCUCCAACUGUGGAAGCGGCUUCAGUGACGUGGAGCAACUGAAAAACCACCAGUGUUUUUAGAGCACAUCCUUCAAAUCUCUGAUCGAACUGGAAAGAAAAAGCAGGUUUUUAAUUGAAUGUGGCAGAAUUCAGGGGAUGAAUGUGAGCGGAGGAUGCUCAUUUUAUUUUCAGUGACUUUGGAGUUGCCUUUCUUAUAUGCUUUGACAGGAUGAAGAAGUUAAAUUAAGUUAAAGACAAGAAACAGGUACAUGUGUGGAAGAUUAUUGUUGAAUAAAAACAAAGAAGGUAAAUGUCCAAAGUUGACAGGAAGACAGUUGUACAUGGUGUUUCUCUGUGAGGGGAGGAAUAAAAUCAAUCUCAAAUGUUCUUCAGCCAUAUUAAUUUGAAGUGUUCUCAUUUGUAUGUACAAAGCUUGUACUUAUUUAUGAUCAAUAAAUUGUACAUUCUUUUGUCUUUAUAUCAAUAAGUCACUCAUGUUGCAGCCGAUGCCCUUGUUUUUUGCUGAUACAAUAUAAUUGUCAACUUGGUAUUUUGUAUGUUUGUGUUUUGGUCAUAUUAAGAAAUAAAUAUUUCUAUUCAUCAGAAGGCUCA